AUGGCCUUUCUAGAUCUUCCCAACGAGGUGGUCCUACUUGUGGUUACUCACCUCGAAUAUGCAUACGAGACCAACGCCCUAUGCUGCACCUCUCGCCGGCUCCGUGAACUGCUGAAUCCUGUUCUGUACAAACAUAGCCUGACCCAGCAAAACGGAGGAUUCACUCUCGAAUGGGCUGCUAUCAACGGAUUGGUGUCAACUACCCGACUUAUCCUGGAAGCAGGGGCACCACCGGAUGCCCUUGGAGGGAUGGAGCAGGCAUUCGCAUUAGCAGCUAUUCACGGACACAGCGAGAUAAUAGGGCUGCUAUAUGAACACGGUGUCGACCCGUGUACUACCGAAAAAGACCGGAAGCACCACCUUGACGAACCCCACGACUUGGACUGCGAAGAGGGCCACCCCCUGUCUAUGGCAGCGGCACACGGCCACGUAUCUGUGGUCAGUCUCUUGCUGGAAUAUGGAGUACCAGUGGAUCUCCAUACAGCUACCAGAGAGAAGCGAACGGCUCUCCAUCUCGCAGCUGAAAAGGGCCACCUCGAUGUUCUCCGUGUGUUGGUCGACGCUGGCAGUCAAAUCGAUGCGCAGGACUAUGUCGGUACAACGCCGUUGCACUUUGCGGUGCAUGAAGGGCAUCUCGAGGCUGUGCAGUUCCUGCUCGCCUGUGGAGCAGAUCCAAAUAUGCCAACUACAAGCGGGUCGACAGCGCUCUGCAUGGCGCCUCGCUCGGGCAAUAUUGAUGUCGUGCGAUGUCUGCUUGACCACGAGGCAAUGACGAACCCCUGCUGUCCAGCCGGUGGAAAUCCCCUAUGGCAGCUGGCCCAAGCAGCAGAGAGAGGCUACGACGAUAUUGUGGACCUUCUACUCACCCGAUUCGACUAUAUCCAGCUUUGUGCAGAGCCGUAUCAACAGUCCAUUCUCCUCUGCGUUGCUGCACUUACCGGCCGCACUGCACUUCUCAGCGAUCUGCUAUCAGAACACAACUACAACUCUAACAUGGGUGUCUCUGACGAAUACAUGUCCCUUCCAUGCAAAUGCCUCUGCUCAACCCCAGCAUCAGCCCUAACCUGGGCUGCAGAGCGCAACCAGGCCGCCGCAAUUGACAUUCUCAUGUCCCACGGUGCAAGCCUCACCACACCAUCCAACGAAAAGUCUGUCCCCCUUCUCCAUGCUAUUCGGAACGGCCACAAAGAAGCCACCGCAGCCCUCCUCGCCCACGGCAUCAACCCCAACGCCCCCCCAGGCAAAGCCCUCUUCAGCGCCAUCCCCCACCCGUCCAUAUUCUCCCUCCUCCUAUCCCACGGGGCAGAUCCAACCAUCCCCGUUCCCUGCUCCAAUCUCCUGGCUGAUAUUCUCACCUCCGGCAACGCCGACACCCUCCGCAUCCUCCUCGACCAUCCAAGGGGUACUUCCAUGGUAACAGACCCAAUCAUAAAAGGCCCCAUGAUCUCCCUCACAAGGCCAGAAGAAGUCCCGCUCAUCCGUCUUGCCAUACAGGGCGGGGAGGAAGUUUUACGUCUCCUCCUAGACCGGAAUCUCCUAGCACCACCAGAACACCUACAAGACCGCACAGCAAGCCAGUAUCUUAUCCUUGCGGCACAGCACGGUAAAGUCUCGCUUAUGGCUCUGCUUCUGGAUAUGGGGUUUGAUGUACACGCUGGCGAUAACGCCGGGGCACUUGUGAAUGCGGCUGCAAAGGCACAAGGGGAUCCUGAUGGAUUGCUGGACUUCUUGUUAGAGAACGGGUGCAGUGUGCAUGAUACGGAUUAUGUAGGUCAUCCUGCGCUGUUUCUCGCUGCGAAGGAGAAGGAUGAGACUGCGAUGCGCAGGCUUUUACGCCGCGGGGCGGAUCCGCUUGUUGGUCGGUGGGGUGAGACAGUCUUGCCGGUUGUGGUGGGGAAUGGACUUUUUGAUGCUGUAAGGGAUAUUCUGGGUGUACUUGAUGAGAGGCAGGUUGGGUCUAAGGAAGUUGAGGGCGUCUUGAAACGAGCUGAGGAGCGUGCGUUGAAAGGGGGAUGUGGUGUACGGGAUCAUCAUGGCGUUCUAGUGCCGCGGGGGAGUUUCUUUAAUAAUGUCAAGGCGCUGCGGAGGUUUUACUGGUUGAGGAAGUAUCCUGUGUGUACUUGA
Aspergillus puulaauensis is the source of this 2124-nucleotide messenger RNA. RefSeq lists its product as uncharacterized. Gene Ontology annotation, molecular function: protein binding. The transcript has a single exon. Bases 1 to 2124 code for a protein of 707 amino acids. The record is from RefSeq and is a predicted model, not a curated record. Lineage: Eukaryota; Fungi; Ascomycota; Eurotiomycetes; Eurotiales; Aspergillaceae.